Microcebus murinus (gray mouse lemur) is the source of this 2872-nucleotide messenger RNA. It is a transcript of the gene FBXO40, whose product is annotated as F-box protein 40. Gene Ontology annotation, molecular function: protein binding; zinc ion binding; ubiquitin protein ligase activity. Gene Ontology annotation, cellular component: cytoplasm. NCBI's taxonomy places the organism in Eukaryota, Metazoa, Chordata, Mammalia, Primates, Cheirogaleidae. The record is from RefSeq and is a predicted model, not a curated record.
GUUGCUGCUUCAGCCAGUGGUGGGUUUGGGUGAGAAGUGUGGUUAUAAUUAGAGCAGCGGCCAGUCCUGACUUCUCCACCAGCCCCCUCCAGCACAGCUGGACCUGCCUACUGCACAGGCAGGAGCCUGAGAGGCUGCUUUGGCCUUGAAAAAUGAUCCUUCUUAAAAGGAUUUUCCUUCUUCCUCGAGGAAAAGAAAACCCACUGAUAUAAAACCACACUUCCCAUCUGGUUUCCCCUGCUAAAUGCCACUCCAGUAGAGACUGAGUGCUGAUAAAGACAGAGGAAGGAAAAAGUCAGCUCUGUCCUCUGCUGCAGAGGAUGCACCCCGGCCACCUCCCCACGAUCGAUCGGCUCGCGCACACUCAGGGACGCAGGUGGAGCAGAUGCUGACUCAGCCCGUUCUAUUCAGACUCAAGAAGUAAGAAGAAAUUGGGAAGCUAUGGGCAGGGCACGCCGCCCGCCCCCCGGGCAGCACCCGCACUGCGAGGGAUGCUUCGACCGCCACUGCCACGCUCCGGCCGAGCCCGGCGUCUCCUGCCCGGUGAGGAGCUGCCGCCUGCUCUGCGGCGCUGCCUUCCACGCGUGCAAAGAGGCGGAGCACGCGCUCCUCUGCCCGCUGGAGCAGGUUCCGUGCCUCAACUCGGAAUACGGCUGCCCGCUCUCCAUGCCCCGCCACAAGCGGGCCAAGCACCUGCAGGCGUGCCCCGCCAGCGCGGUCUGCUGCUCCAUGGAGUGGAACCGCUGGCCCAACGUGGACUCGGAAACCACCCUCCACGAGAACAUCAUGAAAGAGGCCCCCAGCGAGGAGUGUCUGGACACAGCCCUGGCCCUGCAGGACCAGAAAGUCCUCUUCAGAUCCUUGAAGAUGGUAGAACUUUUCCCAGAAAGGAGAGACGCGGCCGAGGAGGCGGCAGCUGUGAACGGGGGCGCGGGCGCGGAGCGCACGGGAGGAGCGGGGGGCGCAGCGGGUGCCGGGGCGCCGCCACGCGGCUGCCUGUCGCCCGCUGACGGGGAGGCGGCAGAGCUGAGUCGAGAAGAACGAGAGGCCUUAGCCAAAACCAAGGAAGGGCUGGACCUGGACAAGUUCGGCAAGUGGGAGAAUAUGUUCAGCAAAGAGCACGCAGCGUCUGCUUUAGCGAAGUCGCCGGCGAGCUGCGAGAGCCAGAGCAGGCCCGGCUUGGGGAAAGGCCAGGUCCCCAGCGGCCGAGACGCGGCAGAGGGAGAGGGCGCUGCCCAAGGGAAGGAACCCCAGGGCGCGCAGACGCCGCGGGACUUCCACACAACCAUGGAAACCACAGGGCUUGCCCCGUGGCAGGACGGCGUUCUGGAAAGACUGAAAACAGCUGUGGAUGCAAAGGACUAUAAUAUGUAUCUAGUGCACAACGGGCGGAUGCUUAUUCACUUUGGCCAGAUGCCGGCUUGUACGCCUAAGGAGAGAGACUUUGUUUACGGCAACCUUGAGGCUCAGGAAGUUAAGACUGUUCACACCUUCAAAGUUCCGGUGAGCUACUGCGGAAAGCGAGCUCGAAUUGGAGAUGCCAUGCAGAGCUGUAGGCCAAGCGAGCACAAGGCGGUGGACACUUCAGAUCUGGGCAUCACCGUGGAGGACCUGCCCAAAUCAGAUCUCAUCAAGACCACCCUCCAGUGUGCUUUGGAAAGAGAGCUCAAAGGUCACGUCAUCUCUGAAUCCAGGAGCAUCGAUGGGCUGUUCAUGGAUUUUGCCACACAGACGUACAACUUGGAGGCAGAACAGUUCUCCUCUGGGACGGUGCUGGCUGACCUGGUAACCACUGCCAGCCCCGGGGGGCUCCACGUGGAGCUCCACAGCGAGUGUGUGACCAGGAGACACAACAAGAGCAGCUCUGCUUUCACUUUCACUUGCAACAAAUUCUUCAGGAGGGAUGAGUUCCCCCUGCACUUCAAGAAUGUUCACACAGACAUUCAGUCAUGUCUCAACGGCUGGUUCCAGCACCGAUGCCCCCUCGCCUACUUGGGAUGUACCUUUGUUCAAAAUUAUUUCCGUCCCCCGGGGCAAAAGGCAAAAGUGAUCUAUAGUCAGGAGCUCAAGACCUUUGCCAUCAAGCCGGAGGUUGCUCCAGAGCUGAGUGUGGGAAGAAAAAACAACUAUCUCUCAGGCCACGGAGGAAAAAGCCAGAAUUCUCUAACCAGCCUGCCGCUGGAGAUUUUGCAGUACAUUGCUGGGUUCUUAGACAGCAUCAGCCUGUCCCAGCUCUCCCAGGUGUCUGUGCUGAUGAGGAAUAUCUGCGCCACUUUGCUACAAGAGAGAGGGAUGGUCCUCCUGCAGUGGAAGAAGAGGUAUUCCCACAGAGGCCCCUCCUGGAGAGUCCACAGACAGAUCUGGCAGUUCAGCAGCCUCUUCUCCAAAAUCAAGAGCUGGGAGUUUAAUGAAGUCACCUCCAUGUCCGAGCACCUGAAGGCCUGUCCUUUCAACAUUGUAGAGCGCAAAACUGACCCGGUUCUUUUAACCAGCAUGUGUGAGCCCCGUGAGCAGGCCAGAGAAAGCCUGGUCUCCACCUUUAGAGCCAGAGCGCGAGGAAGAUACACCUCCUAAAGAUUCAGAUGCCGCCAGUCUUGGAUUUCUCCUUGGAGUUGCUGAAAGCAUUGGUAGGACAGAGUGUGGUUUUGAAGAUUCCCUUCAGUAAACUGUACAUUUGCUUUAUCAGGGUGUAUUGGAACACACGAUGUUCAAAUAUAAAACCUCCACAGUCUCACCAGACCUUCAAACCUCUGUGGUCACACAAAACCCAAGGGUUUCUUAAGCCUUGGCUUGUAACCAUAGUGCCAUAUUGAUGGCUUAGUUCAUUUCCUUUUUUUACCCCUUAGAACAGAUCAGUCUGAGGAGAAAAUAA